AUGCUCAAGUCUCGGCUCCGCAUGUUCCUGAACGAGCUGAAGCUGCUGGUGCUGACGGGCGGGGGGCGGCCCCGGGCCGAGCCGCAGCCCCGGGGGGGCGGGGGAGGCGGCUGCGGCUGGGCGCCCUUCGCCGGCUGCUCGACCCGGGACGGCGACGGCGACGAAGAGGAGUACUACGGGUCGGAGCCGCGGGCCCGGGGCCUGGCCGGAGACAAGGAGCCGCGGGCCGGACCCCCGCCGCCACCCGCGCCGCCGCCGCCGCCCCCGGGCGCGCUGGACGCCCUGUCGCUCAGCAGCAGCCUGGACAGUGGGCUCCGAACCCCCCAGUGCCGAAUCUGUUUUCAGGGCCCUGAGCAGGGGGAGCUCCUGAGCCCCUGCCGCUGCGACGGCUCUGUGCGCUGCACUCACCAGCCCUGCCUCAUCCGCUGGAUCAGUGAGAGGGGCUCCUGGAGCUGUGAGCUCUGCUACUUCAAGUAUCAGGUCCUGGCAAUCAGCACCAAGAACCCACUGCAGUGGCAGGCCAUCUCCCUGACGGUCAUUGAGAAGGUCCAGAUUGCGGCCAUAGUUCUGGGCUCUCUCUUCCUCGUCGCCAGCAUCUCCUGGCUCAUCUGGUCCUCACUCAGCCCUUCAGCCAAGUGGCAACGACAGGACCUGCUCUUUCAGAUCUGCUACGGCAUGUAUGGCUUCAUGGAUGUCGUCUGCAUAGGCCUCAUCGUCCAUGAAGGCUCCUCUGUCUACCGCAUCUUCAAGCGCUGGCAGGCAGUGAACCAGCAGUGGAAGGUCCUGAAUUAUGACAAGACCAAGGACAUAGGAGGAGAUGCAGGGGGAGGGACAGCAGGGAAGCCAGGCCCCAGGACCUCAAGGACAGGCCCGCCCUCUGGGGCCACCAGCCGCCCCCCGGCUGCUCAGCGCAUGCGGACGCUCUUGCCUCAGCGCUGUGGUUAUACAAUCCUGCACCUCCUUGGACAGCUGCGGCCACCGGAUGCGCGUUCCAGUUCCCAUUCUGGCCGGGAGGUUGUCAUGAGGGUCACCACAGUCUGAACUGGACUCCAGGAGCGGGGAUCUUGAGUCAGUACUUUGGCCAGAGAUGAGCUAUCAUGACUGUUGGAGGUACUGCCUGGACCAGAUGUUUGGUGCAACUGCCCCCCCUACUGAGGAUCUCUGUGGGCAGCCUCAAGCUGGAGACAUUGUCUGGCCUCUCCUGCCCACUGGGUAGAGACACUUGGAUGACAUUCCAGCCCCCACUGACAGCUCCUCACACUCAUCCUGGGGCAGCCAGUGAGCAAGUGGGGAGAGCAGCUCUUCUUCCCUAGAGAACCGUCUUUACCUCAGCUCCUAGGGCCUCUAGCCCCUCAGCUCUACCACAGUGACUUGGUGAGGGGGGAACCAAUGCCAGAAGAAAGGGGCUGUAGACCCCCCCAAUCCCCACUUCAUGGCCACAGGGCAGCUGGCAAUAAGACUAGUAUACAUUGACCUCCCGUUCCCUGCAUGAGGGCGGGGGGGACUUCCCUGGCUCUGCCCCCCACUGCAUGGGGGUAGGGCAUAAAGAAUCAUUUAUAUGC
This is a messenger RNA of Pteronotus mesoamericanus, 1562 nucleotides long. RefSeq names its product membrane associated ring-CH-type finger 9 (gene MARCHF9). NCBI's taxonomy places the organism in Eukaryota, Metazoa, Chordata, Mammalia, Chiroptera, Mormoopidae. Gene Ontology annotation, biological process: protein ubiquitination. Gene Ontology annotation, molecular function: ubiquitin-protein transferase activity; zinc ion binding. The coding region runs from base 1 to 1041 and encodes 346 amino acids. The transcript has 4 exons. The record is from RefSeq and is a predicted model, not a curated record. Gene Ontology annotation, cellular component: trans-Golgi network; Golgi stack.